Acanthisitta chloris (rifleman) is the source of this 577-nucleotide messenger RNA. RefSeq names its product limbic system-associated membrane protein-like. Gene Ontology annotation, cellular component: neuron projection membrane. Bases 77 to 577 code for a protein of 166 amino acids. Gene Ontology annotation, biological process: synapse organization. The transcript has 3 exons. The record is from RefSeq and is a predicted model, not a curated record. NCBI's taxonomy places the organism in Eukaryota, Metazoa, Chordata, Aves, Passeriformes, Acanthisittidae.
UUUCUACAUCCAUCUGUCCACAUACACAGGCAGAGAAAGAGACAAGUACAGACAGUGAAACUCGACGAGACCAGCCAUGGUAGCAAGGGCUCAGCCUGAUCGGAAACAAUUACCGCUGGUCCUACUGAGAUUGCUUUGCCUUCUCCCUACAGGGCUGCCAGUCCGCAGCGUGGAUUUUACCCGAGGUACCGAUAACAUCACCGUGAGGCAAGGGGAUACAGCAAUCCUCAGGUGUUAUGUAGAAGACAGAAGCUCCAAGGUGGCCUGGUUAAACCGUUCUGGCAUCAUUUUUGCUGGAGAGGACAAGUGGUCCCUGGAUCCUCGAGUAGAGCUGGAGAAGAGAAACCCCCUGGAAUACAGCCUGCGGAUCCAGAAAGUGGAUGUCUAUGAUGAGGGAUCCUAUACAUGUUCAGUGCAGACACAGCAUCACCCCAAGACUUCCCAGGUUUACUUGAUUGUGCAAGAUGUUUCUGUUGGUGUUGGUCAGAAGAAGAAACACUUGGAUCAAUCUGCAAAAGGUGGUCUGGUCCUUCCCCAUGCUGUGAAACAUGAUCAACGCUACAGUGGCAGCCCCUAG